ACACUAUGGCUGUGUGGUAGCAGAGUGGACUUCUGUGCGCACAGGUGCGCUGCUGCCGACCCCCAGGAAGCGUGGGUGGUGGGUAGAGCCGCGAUAUGCGACAGUCCAAAUAAUACCAGCCGCUUCUGGAGCCAGGGAAUACCAGUUCCACAGGCCUAAUGGUUUUCACCAGUAGUUUUAUAUCUGCAAAAUGAGGGAUGAUGAUGCUCUUGUCAGAACAAGCCAAAGGGUGGGAAGCAGCACAUGGCGCCACGGGAACAAACCUCCGAAGACAUGGCAAAUGCAACCGCUGAGGUAGUGAUAAGUAGCUGUAGCUCUCACGAAGAGGAAAAUCGCUGCACUUUUAACCAGAGUGCAUCUCCGUCUGAGGAGCUUCUAUUAGAAGACCAGAUGAGGAGAAAACUCAAGUUUUUUUUCAUGAAUCCUUGUGAGAAGUUCUGGGCCCGAGGCAGAAAGCCAUGGAAACUUGCCAUACAAAUUCUGAAAAUUGCCACAGUGACUGUCCAGCUGGUUCUUUUUGGACUAAGUAACCAGAUGGUGGUAGCUUUCAAGGAAGAGAACACUAUAGCAUUCAAACAUCUCUUCCUCAAAGGAUACAUGGACCGCAUGGACGACACGUAUGCAGUGUAUACACAAAGUGAUGUAUACGAUCAGAUCAUCUUUGCAGUGAACCAGUACCUGCAGCUUCGCAACGUCUCUGUUGGGAAUCAUGCAUAUGAGAACAAGGGUACCAAACAGUCCGCUAUGGCAAUCUGCCAGCACUUCUACAAGCGAGGAAACAUCUGCCCUGGAAAUGACACCUUUGACAUUGAUCCAGAAAUUGAAACAGAAUGUUUUUUUGUGGAGCCGGAUGAAUCAUUUCAUAUUGGAACACCAGAAGAAAAUAAACUCAAUUUAACACUGGACUUCCACAGGCUCCUGACAGUGGAGCUUCAGUUUAAAUUGAAGGCCAUCAAUCUGCAGACAGUUCGUCACCAGGAGCUCCCUGACUGUUACGACUUUACCCUGACUAUAACAUUUGACAACAAGGCUCACAGUGGAAGAAUUAAAAUCAGUUUAGACAAUGACAUUUCCAUUAGAGAAUGUAAGGACUGGCAUGUAUCUGGAUCAAUUCAGAAGAAUACUCAUUACAUGAUGAUCUUUGAUGCCUUUGUCAUUCUGACCUGCUUAGCUUCGUUGCUUCUGUGUAUUAGAUCUGUGAUCAGAGGACUUCAGCUUCAGCAGGAAUUUGUCAAUUUUUUCCUCCUCCAUUAUAAGAAGGAAGUUUCUGUUUCUGAUCAAAUGGAAUUUGUCAACGGAUGGUACAUUAUGAUUGUUAUUAGUGACAUACUGACAGUCGUUGGUUCAAUUCUGAAAAUGGAAAUCCAAGCUAAGAGUCUCACAAGUUACGAUGUCUGCAGUAUACUCCUUGGGACGUCGACCAUGCUUGUGUGGCUUGGAGUCAUCCGAUACCUGGGUUUCUUUGAGAAGUACAAUCUCCUCAUUCUGACCCUUCAGGCAGCACUGCCCAAUGUCAUCAGAUUCUGCUGCUGUGCUGCUAUGAUUUAUUUAGGCUAUUGCUUCUGUGGGUGGAUUGUGCUGGGGCCUUAUCAUGAUAAGUUCCGUUCUCUGAACAGGGUCUCUGAGUGCCUCUUUUCUUUGAUAAAUGGAGAUGAUAUGUUUGCCACAUUUGCAAAAAUGCAGCAAAAAAGUUACUUGGUCUGGCUGUUCAGCAGAAUUUACCUCUACUCUUUCAUCAGCCUCUUUAUAUAUAUGAUUUUAAGCCUUUUCAUUGCAUUGAUCACUGAUACAUAUGAAACAAUUAAGCACUACCAGCAGAAUGGCUUUCCAGAGACCGAACUUCAUGUGUUUAUAUCAGAGUGCAAGGACCUACCCAACUCUGGAAAAUACAGAUUCGAUGAUGACCCUCCAGCGUCUUUAUUCUGCUGUUGUAAAAAGAAGUCAUCAGGCUGACCUACGCUCUCGAGGAAUAUGUCAUGUGGAGCUGAGUUGAGGAAACUAUGGAGAUUUUAUAGUAUGUUCAAAUACUGUUAUUUUUAGCUAGUUAGCACUUUCUAUAACUCACCAAGAACUGUCUUUAUGUUUUGAAAUAAUAUUUAACGUACUUUCUGCUUUACACUGGGUUUAAAAUAGUAACUAACUUUGUUGAGGGAAGAUACUGGAUUAUUGUCCUUUCAUGUCUAUUUGUCAUUUUUUGGGUUGUGUUCUCUAAGCCCCUCUUUACUCUGGCUAUGUGGACUGUGUCCUCAGUGAAAGCAAUCCCUGGUCUGAUUGUGACUUUGGACAAUCUGGUUGUAUUUCUGAAAGAGUGGGAAUAGUUACUGUAUAUCCACUACAACUGCAUUUAAAGAUCUCUUAUAGCCCAGCGCAAGAAAUAAGCAUCUCCAACUAACUGUGUACUAUUUGGUUCUGAAGGACAACUGCUAUUUGAUCCCGCUUUUAGUUCUGGAGGUGAUCAACUAUUUUAAUAUUUGUUUCUAAAUUUCUCUGCCCCUUCAUGUUAAAGUAUGGAGUUGAAAGGUUAUCUCUACAUAAAUGAAAAAACACAUACCAAAUGGAUAUCCAAUUAAGUAAUGAUUAUUUUAUUAGCAUUUCAGCAACUUUAUGUUAUACUUUGCCCUUCGUGGGUGCGUUCAGUUUCACAGCAAGGCAAUUUGUGGUCAGGAACUGUGGUUUCAUGGAACAAGGUUGCUUAACUCAUGCAAGAGUUAUUUUGGACAAUUAUGUUUAAAAUUAAAGAUAAGUGAUUCACUGAUUGGAAAUUGCAGCAGUUUCACAAUGUGAAUAUUUGUUUUGUGUAUUGUUUAUUCAAAUGGAGCUUAAUUUAAUGAUGUCAAUAAAAGAUUUCUCAAAGCAAA
Chinchilla lanigera (long-tailed chinchilla) is the source of this 2858-nucleotide messenger RNA. RefSeq names its product mucolipin 3 (gene Mcoln3). Gene Ontology annotation, cellular component: lysosomal membrane; plasma membrane. Lineage: Eukaryota; Metazoa; Chordata; Mammalia; Rodentia; Chinchillidae. Gene Ontology annotation, molecular function: NAADP-sensitive calcium-release channel activity. The record is from RefSeq and is a predicted model, not a curated record. Bases 244 to 1953 code for a protein of 569 amino acids. The transcript is spliced from 14 exons.